Molecule: messenger RNA, 2061 nt
Organism: Exophiala xenobiotica
Lineage: Eukaryota; Fungi; Ascomycota; Eurotiomycetes; Chaetothyriales; Herpotrichiellaceae
Exons: 4
Coding region: 1-2061 (686 amino acids)
Biological process (GO): positive regulation of transcription by RNA polymerase II; DNA-templated transcription
Molecular function (GO): sequence-specific DNA binding; zinc ion binding; DNA-binding transcription factor activity, RNA polymerase II-specific
Source: RefSeq, a predicted model, not a curated record
AUGAGAUCGUAUGUCAAAGCUCUCGAAGAACGAGUCGCAGAGUUAGAGACCAGCCUGUACUCCGGGGGCCAGGUGGAAGCCUCGAACGACCACUGGAAGGCCGGGGAACCACAGCCAGCGGUCGAUUACUGGGAUCGUGAAUCAGAAGACAUAGCCGUCGACUCUCUGUCGGCUGCAGUACGGGAUUUGUCCCUGAAUGCAUGCGGGUUCUAUGUAGGCGGCAGAUCCAACUUCACACUCGGACGCCUGCUUGCAUCCGUCCUUCACGACUAUCCACGCAAAGUCGGCAGCUUUCCGCCAGACUUGAGAGAGAACUUCGUAACUGACGAUUCCAUCCACCAUUCCGGCAACCCCAGCGACAGUGGCGACGGUCGCAAUAAGUCCGACGCGCUCUUCGGCAGGUCUGGUGCAGAUGAGGUGUUCGGAGCGUACAUGAAAUACAUCGCAGUCCGAUAUCCCAUUUUACCUUCUAUCCUCCUGAGCCGUCUGCAUCAGAAUCGACAGAAGCUCGAAAACCCUUUUGACAUCUCUGUGCUUCACCUGGUUUACGCCAUUGGCGAGAGAUCACUCGAGCUGGCUGGGCAAUCCCACUGUGCUUCCCUCCCUGAAGAGCACUACGAAGCGGCCAUGAGUCGGAGAGAAGUUAUUAUGCAAUACGCCGAUCGCAGGUCAAUAGCCUACCUAGCACUGGCUUCAAUAUACUGCCUGCGUGCGCCACGAACCCCGGGACCAUGGAUCAUAAUAGGGCAUGCGAUGAAGAUGUGCAUCUCCUUGGGACUCCAUAAGAAAUCCAACAAGGGCAUUAUAAGCUACCACCACGAGUUGGAUCAGCGCCUGUUCUGGAGCUGCUAUUGUCUGGAUGUGGAUGCAACCAUUGCAUCGGGGAGCCCACCUUCCAUUACCAAUCGAGACAUUGAUGCCGCCCUUCCGUUGGAUGUGGACGAAGCCAACACUUCUUUUCAAGCGCUUCACGCUGCAGCAGUGUGCCAGCAAUCUAAUGCCCCGACACGAACACCGACAACGUUGACAUGGUCCAUCCUCGAGAUCAAGAUGAAGAGAAUCAUUGCAUCUAUCCAACACGAGAUCUAUCGCGUCGACACUGACGUGAGCCCGUCUCGCGAACUGAUCAAUGACUUAUUGGAAGCUCUUGAAAAAUGGAAAGCCGAAGCAACUUCGCAGUCAAGCGCGGCUACGCAAAACCAAUCCUUGGGCGGGUGGCUGAUCGGUCCCAACGCCCGCUUAGUACUAAAUCAUUUACAUAACAUCCAGUAUUGUGCGGGCGUCCGCCUCCUUCUCUUCCCUCAACUGGCCGAAGCGACCGUCUACCGACCCUAUAUAGAGCGCUGCGCCACCGCCUGCAUCUCAAUAAUUUCAUCUUGUAAGGCCAUCCAUGCGACUUCCGUGCCGUGCUGCUACUCUCCAGCAGACAUCCAGUGCUUGUUUCUCUCCGGGCUGACUCUGAUAUACUGUCUGAGUCUCGCGCCGGGGAUCAAACCCAGAAGCAUCGUUCAAAAUGCCCUCAUGGACUGCACCAUCAUCUUAUACGUCAUGUCAGAGCGCUGGCACGAGGGAAAGAGAUAUUGGGAUGCUUUUGAGCACAUCAAGACCGUCACAGAUGACAUGAUGUCCCACAACGAACCGACCAGCCGAGGCGAUGGUCCAGUCGUGCGAACAGAAAGGCAUUCGAACGCCGACACCUCGGUGCAGAAGCCGGAAACUGCUGCUCAGAGCUUCAGCGGCAUGCUGAAUGACAUUAUAGCAUGUCCAGAUGGGACAGGGAACGAGCAUGCUUUUGGAAGGGUGCUCAACUACGAGCCAUCGACCAACGCCUGUCAGGCUGACGACAUUUACGAUUUUGACAUGAUCCAGCGAGUUGACGCGCCCGUUUUCGCUCCCGAUUCCAUGGCCGAAACAGGCACGUCCCGUCCGAAUCGGCCGCUAUUCGCCUUCCAACAGGAGCUGUCGGCAUUCCAAUCUGAUCCAUUUGGUACUGCUGAAGGUUUUGAUCCGGAAUUGCCCGUUGAAGCAGAUUCCGAAUGGUUCUAUUCAUCAUCACACUGA